Messenger RNA from Vespa velutina, 1092 nucleotides. RefSeq names its product fatty acyl-CoA reductase wat-like. The coding region runs from base 1 to 1092 and encodes 363 amino acids. Lineage: Eukaryota; Metazoa; Arthropoda; Insecta; Hymenoptera; Vespidae. The transcript has 8 exons. Gene Ontology annotation, cellular component: peroxisome. The record is from RefSeq and is a predicted model, not a curated record. Gene Ontology annotation, biological process: long-chain fatty-acyl-CoA metabolic process. Gene Ontology annotation, molecular function: alcohol-forming very long-chain fatty acyl-CoA reductase (NADP+) activity.
AUGCCAAUUAUAGAGUUUCAUUUCAAUUGGGAUCGAGUGCAAUUAGAAAAAGAAAAUAAAAGCGAACAAUCACUCUUUCGAAAGUAUUUCCACAUUGCAAGAUGGAUUUAUAAUGUACACAGAACAAUAGGAAUUACAGCAGGUGCUGGAAUGGGAUUAAUAGAAACUAAUCAUCAGGAUGGAUUGAUAAAAGUGAACUUAAUGUCCGGAGUUUUGAUGAUCGAACCGCUAAUCAUUAAUGUGGUGGUACGGGAGGAAGGUUACAAUUAUAAUUAUUUGGAUCGAUUUGGAAAAGUAGAAAAGAUGAAACCGCUUUGGAACAUCACAUCGUCCGUCAAAAUAAUCGACGAGCUUACACCUAUUCAAAAGUUUUACGACGAUGAAAGUGUAUUUUUGACUGGCGGAACCGGAUUCAUGGGAAAAUUAUUAAUCGAGAAAUUGUUAAGAGGAUGUUCUGGCAUCAGAUGCAUUUAUAUUUUGAUACGUUCGAAAAAAGGGAAAAAUGUUCUUGAACGCUUGGAUGAACUUAUGGAAGAUUCGUUAAAGAAAGUAGAACUAAAAUUCCGGAAACGAAUAGUCGCAAUCAAGGGAGAUUGUAGCUUGCCAAAUCUCGGUAUUGCCAAAAUUGAUAGAGUUAUACUCGUACACGAAGUAUCAAUUGUUUUCAAUGUCAUCGCGACCGUGAGAUUCAAUGAAGAAAUGAAAGCGGCGAUAGCUAUUAUCAUCCAAAGUCUAAGGGAUUUGAUAAAUUUGUCCAAAGAAAUGCUAAAUCUGAAGAGUUUCGUACGCGUAUCAACGGCUUAUGCUAAUUGUCUUCAUAAUCCGAUUAAAGAGAUAUUUUAUGAUCCACCCAUGGAUGGGGACAAGUUGAUUGAUCUGAUGAAUUCUUUGGAUGAAAAAUUGCUCAAUGACAUUACACCGCGAUGGAUCGACAAUAUGAACGAACCAGUAGGAAUUACUGCAGGCAUUUUAAUGGGAUUAAUGAGAACUCAUUAUUGUGAUGGGUCGUUAAAAAUAAACUUGGUGUCCGGAGAUCUAACUAUAAAUGGUCUAAUUGCGAGUGCCUGGGACAUUGCAAAUAAUCAUCGAUAG